This is a messenger RNA of Carya illinoinensis, 1569 nucleotides long. RefSeq lists its product as uncharacterized. The transcript is spliced from 2 exons. Bases 231 to 1397 code for a protein of 388 amino acids. Lineage: Eukaryota; Viridiplantae; Streptophyta; Magnoliopsida; Fagales; Juglandaceae. The record is from RefSeq and is a predicted model, not a curated record.
UCCUUCCCUGCAUCUCUCAUUCUGAUCUCAGUGUUUAGUCCUUCACUCCGUGAACGUGGCGUAUGCAUACGGUAUCUAGCUAGCUAGCAGUGAUCGGAUUUAGAUCGACAACCAAAGACGUUGUCUCGAAGAAAGUUGUCUAGUAGAAAGAAUCGCAGCACGACCUUUCAUUCGUUUGGUUCAUUUUUCGAACCAAAAGUUUGUAGAGGGAAAAGUAACGAAAAGGAGAUAUGGUCGAGGUCAUUCCGAACAGGCUUCAGAAGACAUGGGAGAUAUGGAAUGUCAGGGGAGUCAUUCUCUUCAGCCUUUCACUACAAAUCGUACUGUUUUUGGGUGCUCCCAUGAGAAAGCGCACAGGAAAUAAGCUCUUCAUCCUGGUCAUCUGGGGAUCAUACUUUCUAGCCGAUUGGGCAGCUAGCUUCACUAUCGGGCUCAUCACCAGCAGCAGGAACUCAUCUAAGAUUAUUCAAAAAAGUGACCUUCUUGCAUUUUGGGCUCCGUUCUUGCUAUUACAUCUUGGUGGGCCGGACACCAUAACUGCUUUUGCCCUGGAGGAUAAUGAGCUCUGGCUUAGGCACUUUCUCACCCUAAUAUUCCAGGUUUUCGCCUCGCUUUAUGUCUUCCUGGAAACACUACCAAACAACAAGCUAUGGCUCCCGACUUCCCUCAUUUUCCUCGCAGGAGUCAUCAAAUAUAGUGAACGGACGAGUUCUUUAUAUCGUGCAAGCUGGGGUACAUUCCGAGAAACCAUGCUUACGGAAGCAGAUCCUGGACCAGAGUACGCGAAGCUCAUGGAGGCAUUCUCUUCAAAGAAACUAGCCAGACUUCCUACAACAAUGUCACAAACAGUAGAUGCUAAAAUUAAAGAAUCGAAGUCCGCCUUCUCUUCUUCUCCACCGAAAGAGAACGAGCUAUUAGAUGACUUUGAGGUGGUGAAAUAUGGUUUCCGCUUCUUCAAAAUCUUCAAGGGGCUCAUUGUUGAUCUCAUUAGCCACAAUGAUCGAAAUGAGAGCAAUACCUUUUUUCUUGGGAGAAAGCCUGAAGAUGCACUUAAAGUGUUGGAGGUUGAACUCAACUUCAUCUACGAAGUUCUCUAUACCAAGUUCUUUGUGAUACAUAAUCUCUUAGGAUACCUUUUGCGCUCUGCAAGCUCGCUUUCGGUUCUGGCGUCCCUUGGGAUCUUCUUUUUUUUAGACUGUAAGCAAGGUUUAGAUAAGUUUGAUAUUCGAGUUACAUACACCCUGCUGCUCGAUGCCUUGGGCUUGGAGGCAAUAGCACUCUUCAACCUCAUUUUCUCGGAUUGGACAACAGCAUCUCUCGACAAGAAGCCAAAAACAAAUUCAAGUGAAUCAAGUCUAUUCUGGACCAAGAGGGAGGUGUAUUUCGGUGCAGCUUGAUCAAGAGCUCUCUUGGUCCACAUUUGCUGCAGAAUUACGGUGCCUAAUAGAACAAAGAAAGAAAUGGUGCACAUGUGCAGCCCUUCAUACUUGGGUGGAUUCAACAAUCACCCCCUGCACCCAAGUGUGCUAUACCAGGCUGCUUGCAAACUGAUUUAUUUUUCAAAUGAAU